AUGAAGUCACCUCCUUGCUGCCUGUCCCUUUCUUCCGGGGCAUCCGUGGAGGAGCUGGGCGAGGGCACGUCUCUGGGGUCUUUGGAGUCCAGCGUCUUCUGCAGUGAGGAGGAGCCUCGAUGCUUGCUGCAGCCAGUCUCCCCAUCCUUGGACUCCAUCACCAUCAAUGUGGGAGGCGCCCGCUUUGUUCUGUCCCAGCAGACGCUCUGCUGCUACCCGGACACUCGCCUGGGCAAGCUGGCUGUGGUGGUGUCUGCUGCCCGGGAUGUCGCCUCCAGCCUCCUGGAGCUCUGUGAUGAUGCCAACUUGGUGGAGAAUGAGUACUUCUUCGAUCGUAGCUCUCAGGCAUUUAGCUACAUCCAUAAUUACUACCAGACUGGCCGGCUACAUGUGAUGGAUCAGCUGUGUGCCCUUUCCUUCCUGCAGGAAAUCCAGUACUGGGGGCUAGAUGAGCUCAGCAUAGACUCUUGCUGCAGGGACAGGUACUUCAGACGCAAGGAACUGAGUGAAGUCUUGGAUAUCAAGAAAGAUACUGAAGAGUUGGAUGCCCAGGAUGAGGAGGAUGAAUUCUCUGGGAGUCUGUGUCCUGGCUUCAGGCAGAAGCUUUGGGAAAUACUGGAAAAACCCGGUUCUUCUGUAGCUGCCAGGACUUUCGGCACUGUCUCCAUGACCUUUGUCGUUAUUUCCAUUGCCAACAUGGCCCUGAUCUCAGUGGAACUGAGCUGGCUGCCCCCACACUUCCUAGACAUCCUGGAGUAUGUUUGCAUUGCCUGGUUCACAGGAGAGCUUCUCCUGCGCUUUUUCUGUGCACGAAACAGAUGCCAGUUCCUUAAGAAUGCAGCGAAUAUCAUAGACCUUCUGGCCAUUUUGCCCUUCUACAUCACACUGCUUGUGGAGAGCUUGCAUGGGAGACACCAGGAGCUGGAAAACAUGGGCCGUGUGGUCCAGGUGCUGAGACUGCUGAGGGGUCUGCGCAUGUUGAAGUUGGGCAGGCAUUCAACAGGUCUGCGGUCCCUUGCAAUGACCAUUGCCCAGUGCUACGAAGAGGUUGGCAUGCUCCUGCUCUUCCUCUCUGUGGGCAUCUCCAUCUUUUCCACAAUGGAGUAUUUUGUGGAGCAAGGGGUCCACAACACAAAAUUCAUGAGUGUUCCCUGUGCCUGGUGGUGGGCUACAACCUCCAUGACUACCGUUGGCUACGGAGACAUCCGACCAGACACGGUGAUGGGCAAGAUAGUUGCCUUUAUGUGCAUUUUAUCAGGAAUACUGGUCCUGGCUUUGCCAAUAGCCAUCAUAAAUGACCGCUUUUCUACCUGCUACUUUACACUGAAGAUCAAGGAAGCUGCCCUCCGCCAGCGUGAAGCCUUAAAGAAGCUCACAAAAAACAUGUCCAGUGACUGCAAUAUCAACAUUAACUUGCGAGAUAUAUAUGCUCGAAGUGUCAUGGAUGUGUUGAGGCUAAAAAGCCGAGAGAGAACAAGUACUAGGAGUAGUGGUGGAGACGAGUAUUGGUUUUGAUUUUAUAUAUAUAUAAAUAUAUACACACAUGAACUGUUUAAUGUUUUGACAACUUCGAUAAUUUAAUGUUGAAUGCAAAGCUAGCAAUCCCUUAAUACCCUUUCCUAAUCACCUUGCUUUUCCAAAUUGCUGAGCAUAUUUAAAUUGGUGUAAUCCAAAGACAUAUUAAAACCAAACAUUCUCAGGGCACACACUGCUACAGACUUUACCAAAAUGUAUAUCUUUCCUCAGAAUAAGUGGCAAGAAAAGAAGAACAACCUU
Molecule: messenger RNA, 1776 nt
Organism: Varanus komodoensis (Komodo dragon)
Lineage: Eukaryota; Metazoa; Chordata; Lepidosauria; Squamata; Varanidae
Gene: KCNV1
Product: potassium voltage-gated channel modifier subfamily V member 1
Exons: 3
Coding region: 1-1515 (504 amino acids)
Biological process (GO): protein homooligomerization; potassium ion transmembrane transport
Cellular component (GO): voltage-gated potassium channel complex; membrane
Molecular function (GO): protein binding; voltage-gated potassium channel activity
Source: RefSeq, a predicted model, not a curated record